Panicum virgatum (switchgrass) is the source of this 1473-nucleotide messenger RNA. RefSeq lists its product as uncharacterized. The transcript is spliced from 2 exons. Gene Ontology annotation, biological process: response to auxin. Lineage: Eukaryota; Viridiplantae; Streptophyta; Magnoliopsida; Poales; Poaceae. The record is from RefSeq and is a predicted model, not a curated record. Bases 1 to 675 code for a protein of 224 amino acids.
AUGACCCGCUAUAGCUAUUUGAGCCUGGCGCAAGCAUUAGCUAGCUGGCUGCCUUCUGUCUCCCCUCCUUAUAACCUGAUCCCACCCUCGCUGAUCAUCAGCUCAGCUCGGUACGCAGCAGUAGCAGCUUUUCUCGCACAACUAGCUCAUCGUCUUUCUUGGGCGGCAGUGGCCGUGACCAUACAAAAGCGGGAAGAAGGCCCCACGGCGACGGUGGUGACGACGACGUCGACGAGCAAGCCGGUCGCGAGGAAGAGCCUGAUAUCAAGAACCCUGCAGCGAUGCAAGUCCGGGCUGAGCGCCGGCGGCGGCUCCGGCCGGGCGUCGCCGCCGCGGUGCUUCUCGGUGUACGUUGGGCCCGAGCGGGAGCGCUUCGUGGUGCGCGCCGAGUGCGCCAACCACCCGCUGUUCCGGCGCCUCCUCGACGACGCCGAGCGCGAGUACGGCUACGCGGCGCAGGGCCCGCUCGCGCUGCCCGGCUGCGACGUCGACGCGUUCCUCGACGUGCUGUGGCAGAUGGAGCACGACGAGGCCGACGAUGGCGGCGGCGGCCAGCAGUUCGACGCCGCCGCCUCGUCGCCGAUAUGCGGCUUGCACAGCGGCAGCAAGGGCCGCGCGGCGGGGUAUCGGAUGCUUAGCACGAGGUCGUCUCCGGUGGUCGGCAGGCGGAGGUGAGAUCGAGCACACGGCUGGAUCGUACCAUUAACAUGAUGAUAAUCAUGAUUAAUUAGAGAGCUAGUGGUGCUGAAUUGAUCUCUACUGCUAUGUAUGAAUAGAGUCGUGCAUAGCAGGGUCAGUGGCUUUCUGUCUUUCUGGUCAAAGUCGAUCAGGUGCUCCCACUCGGUCGCUGCAUACUAUGAUUCUCCUUUGUUGCUGGCAUCUCUGGAAUCAUCGCCAUGACGUGGUCUUCCGAGGCAUGCCUCCGAACCUCCACCGGCUGCUCACCGCUUGCUGUGAAGCGACUGAACUGUGGCGCUGGCGUUUACCGGCUGCUCUGCGCUGCGAGCUCGAGUACUGGAGAAACAUUUUUUCAUGUAACUUACCCCAAGUUCUGUUGUACUUUACUCCACGAACAGCCUAACAAAGCAAUGUAAACGCGCCAUGUGCGGCACUCUCCAUCACCAGUUCUCCGGCAUCUAUGGAAGUUGAUUCAGGUGGGGACUGAUCCCCCCCCCCCCCCGGUUUCCCCUCAGAAAAAAAGUCGAUCAGGUGGUUUUACCAUGUGCACGCAACUAAGCAAGAGCUAUCCAACUGCAUAGUUUAGAUCAGUAUACAUAAGUUUGGUCAUCAUUAGUCUCAAGUCAUCGAUACAGGUUUAGUUUAGAUCAGUAGCUAGAUUUCUACAUAGAUAGAAAUCAAAUUUAUGUGCAUGUGCCGAAUCAAUUACUUCAAAGAGAAGUAAUUCAUCUUUUUUUCUUUGCCACGCAUAGUUUUCUUUCUCGAUGCAUGUAUAUAUACCAAGAGAAUUGCUAA